AUGAAAGACGCAGACUUGGGUUACGGCACUCUUCCGAGGGUUUGGUAUCGAUUCUGGGCCACUUUGCCGGAAAAGGCAUUUCCAGAAGACUCCUUGGGCUGUGUAGCGUUAGUGAAGUAUAAGAAGAAAUUAUAUAGGACAAAUACCUUAUCUUCAUAUUGGAUAAGUCAAAACUUAUCGACACCAGUCAAGAUGAAUGAUCACAGCCCCUCACCACCAGCUUCAGCACCCAAACACCACAUCUCGUGCAUCAUCAGCUGCAUCGCAAGAUUGCACUCACCACUCGAGCACAGCCCCCAUGACCUAGUGUUGGGUAGGGAUGAUAUGAAUGCGAACAAGUUCGUUCCAAAAUGUUGUGUAAGCAAAGAACCUUUAACCCCGUCAUGCGGUGAACGGGAUGGGGCCGGUGGGCGUGGUUUGAAGGCUCCUUGGAAUCCUGGUAUCGUUAUGGGCGGCAGGCAACCAAGAUGUUUUGAUAAACUCUGCAAAAUAUCAACCAUCAAGAUGGGCGACGUAAUCGGCGGCGCUGUCUCCCUGGUUUCGCUUCUCAAAAAAGCCUACGACCUCUACACGGCAUGCCAGGCUGCACCUGAAGAAAUCCGUCUCGCAUCAGACCAUGUCCACUGCAUGGCUCUCGUCCUCGAGGGCGUAAAAUCCGAUCUAGUCAAAAAUGGCAACUCAUUUCUACACCAGUCCAACGAUAUCGCGAAAACACGGAAAUUCAGCUUGAAAAUUCACAUUACGCAUUGCGACAAAGCUCUAGAGCGCAUGCAGCGGUUGAUGAAGAAGUACCAAGGGUUUAGGAAACAGCAUGUUCGAGCAUGGGAUAGGUUUCGCUGGAGUACCGAAGGCAAGAAGGAGAUUGCGGAUUGUAAGGCGGAUUUGGUGAUGGCAACGAGCAUGUUGGAUUUGUUUCUGAGUAAGGAGGGGUUGAGUGUGUUGUGGAAGUUGGAGAGUAUGAUGGAGAUUAUGAUGAAGAAGUUCGCUGCGUUGGAGAUGUUUCAAGCCAACAUGCCGACGAACCCGACGACUCGAGCAAGGUCUGGAUCGAACGUAGGCAGAACGCUUGUUCUGAGCCUUGUCAUUAGUAGACUACGAAAAUGUUUGCGCCAGUAUAGGAGGAGGAAAGCGGGUAAUAGUAAGAAAAAGCCGCAAAAUCCGGGACCACGACGGCCGAAACCUGUCACAAGGGUGAGCUCUGGAUUUGGACCGAAUAAGAAGCGUGAUAAUAUGCUCCAGGAUUACGCAUGGAGCAACAUCGCGAAUGCAUCAACGACAGCUGGGAAGCCGUCACGAUCCCGAACACCUCCCGGGGAGUACUACGAUCCCAACAGCAAAUUCCCGACUGCGCCUUUGCGGCGUUCCAGUUCCAUGAAACGACUGAUGAGUAAAAUUAAUGCCCAAGCCGCAAAGCCAAAGGGAGACGGCGAGCAUCUUGAGUGCUGGAAAGUUGGCACAGGGUCAACAGCAUUUGGCAUGAGAGUCCCGCCUCAAUUUUUAUCACACAAACGUGGACAGAUGCAAUUGAGAAAGAUGGCCGCGAUAUUCAAAGACGCAUCUACCUUUGACGGACGGGGUUUAAGUGAGCAAGAUAAACGGGUAAAGUUAAUACUGGACGUGAAGAACAAUAAGGAGAAGAAGAACAACUCGAGGAAAAGGUGGUAUCUGGACUGGUAUGAUAGUAGUGGAGAAAGCUAUGGUGAUCUUGGUCAGGCGAUAGUACAUGCUGACGAUAAGCGUUAG
Messenger RNA from Lindgomyces ingoldianus, 1743 nucleotides. RefSeq lists its product as uncharacterized. The record is from RefSeq and is a predicted model, not a curated record. NCBI's taxonomy places the organism in Eukaryota, Fungi, Ascomycota, Dothideomycetes, Pleosporales, Lindgomycetaceae. The transcript is spliced from 7 exons. The coding region runs from base 1 to 1743 and encodes 580 amino acids.